UACAAGUGGUCCUUGAUAUUCAACGAAACGAUCCAAUAUGCCGUCCGCGAAGAUUUACUACGAUCAGGAUGCUGACCUGAACGUCCUGAAGGAGAAGACAAUCGUCUUCCUCGGCUUCGGCAACCAGGGCGCAGCACAAGCACAGAACCUGCGUGACUCGGGCAUUCCCAACGAGCAGAUUCUCGUUGCGAACAGGCCUGAUUCGUACGCAGAGGACGCGAAGUCGAAGGGUUUCAAGGUCGAGCAUGACUUUGCGAAGGCCGCCAAGGUAGCCGACAUUGUCUUCAUCCUCAUCCCCGACCAAGUCCAGCCACGAGUCUUCAACGAAGUCUUCGCACCUAACUUGAAGGACACUGCGGCCAUCGUGGUCGCCAGUGGCUACAACGUCUUCUUCAAGCUCCUCAAGUUCAAGCCCACACAGGAUGUCGUCAUGGUCGCUCCGAGGAUGAUUGGUUCCUCCGUGCGUACCUUGUACGUCAAGGGCAAGGGCUUCCCUUGUUUCGUCUCGGUCGAACAAGACGGCACUAGCAAUGGCCUUGCCGUCGCGCUAGCGUUGUCUCGUGUCAUCGGUGCAACUAGGGCAGGCGCAAUCGCUUCCUCGGUAUACGAGGAAACUGCGAUGGAUCUCUUUGCCGAGCAGGCACUGUGGCCAAACAUCAUCAUGCUGUUCAGGGAAGCCUUCAGCGUCCUUAAGGAUGCAGGAUGCUCUGACGAAGCCCUAUGUUACGAAAUGUGGAUGUCGAAGGAGCCUGCAGAGAUCUUCGAGCGUGCGGCAGAGGAUGGCUUCAUCGCGCAGUUGAAGUACCACUCGACUGUCUCGCAAUAUGGCCAACUAAGCGGCUCGCUUGCUCUCGAUGGCACGUCAAUGCGGGAACACUUCAAGCAUAUCCUGCACAACCAGGUCUUGAACGGCAAGUUCUGCGGCGAGUUCAGCAAGAUCGAGGCCGAUCUGGAGAAGGAGGGCGACGAGAACCCGCUGAACCAGUUGUACAAGAAGUCGGAGGAGACUGAGCUUGUGCAGGCAGAGAAGAGAGUGCGCGCGAGGCUCGCUAACCUUUUGUAAGUAGAUAUAGAUGUCAUAUAGAAUACCCGUAGAAACCGUCGAAUGUAUGAUAGGAUGAGAAGUGCCGCGGUACUGUUUGCCCGUCGUACUUGAACGGACGGUAUGUCUAUAUAUGUCUCCGAGUGCCGUCGAAGAUGGUGAUAGAUGCUGUGACAAC
This is a messenger RNA of Fomitopsis serialis, 1220 nucleotides long. RefSeq names its product IlvN-domain-containing protein. NCBI's taxonomy places the organism in Eukaryota, Fungi, Basidiomycota, Agaricomycetes, Polyporales, Fomitopsidaceae. The coding region runs from base 38 to 1063 and encodes 341 amino acids. The record is from RefSeq and is a predicted model, not a curated record. Gene Ontology annotation, biological process: L-valine biosynthetic process. The transcript is spliced from 8 exons. Gene Ontology annotation, molecular function: ketol-acid reductoisomerase activity.